Carlito syrichta (Philippine tarsier) is the source of this 939-nucleotide messenger RNA. Its product is annotated as olfactory receptor 6N1-like. Gene Ontology annotation, molecular function: olfactory receptor activity; G protein-coupled receptor activity. Gene Ontology annotation, cellular component: membrane. Gene Ontology annotation, biological process: G protein-coupled receptor signaling pathway. The transcript has a single exon. The record is from RefSeq and is a predicted model, not a curated record. NCBI's taxonomy places the organism in Eukaryota, Metazoa, Chordata, Mammalia, Primates, Tarsiidae. The coding region runs from base 1 to 939 and encodes 312 amino acids.
AUGCAAGAGCCCAACAAAUCCUUUGUGACUGAAUUCAUCCUUCUGGGCUUUCCCCUUGGCCCCGGGACCAUUCCUCUGCUCUUCUUGGUCUUUCUGAUGAUCUACCUGUUGAUUAUUCUGGGCAAUAGCUUGAUUACCAUCCUCAUCUGCCUGGACUCACACCUCCACACUCCUAUGUACUUCUUCAUCAGUAUGCUUUCCAUUUUGGAUCUGGGCUACACCACUACAACCAUGCCCCAGAUGUUGGCACAUCUGGCCAGUCGGAGGAAGACCAUCUCUUUUGCUAGCUGUGUGGCCCAAAUGUACAUUUUCUUGGUGCUAGGCAUCACUGAGUCCUGGCUCUUUGCCAUCAUGUCUAUAGACAGGUAUGUGGCCAUCUGCCACCCACUCAGAUACAAGGUCAUCAUGAGCCCAUGGCUCUGUGGGGUAAUGGUCAUUUUCUGUGGACUCUGGGGUGUCACUUCUGCCCUUGUUUAUACUUUCUUUGCCAUGCGUCUGCCCUACUGUGGCCCCAAUCAGAUCAACCACUUCUUCUGUGAAGUUCCUGCAGUCUUAAAACUGGCUUGUGCAGACACCUCAGUUAAUGACCAAGUUGACUUCAUUCUUGGUUUUAGUGUCAUCCUGAUCCCACUGUCCCUCAUCCUUAUAAUUUAUGUCAAUAUCUUCAUUGCCAUCUUGAAGAUCCGUUCAGCACAGGGGCGGCUAAAGGCCUUCUCCACCUGUGCCUCCCAUAUCACUGUGGUCACCAUGUUCUGUGUGCCAGCCAUGGUCAUGUACAUGAGGCCUGGCACUAAGACCUCCUCAGAGGAUGACAAGAAGUUGGCUCUAUUCUACAAUGUCAUCUCUGCCUUCCUCAACCCCAUCAUCUAUAGCUUCCGGAACAAGGACGUGAAGAGGGCUUUCCUCAAGGUGACAGGCUGGGGCAGGGCCCCCGAAUAA